Molecule: messenger RNA, 3549 nt
Organism: Malassezia globosa CBS 7966
Lineage: Eukaryota; Fungi; Basidiomycota; Malasseziomycetes; Malasseziales; Malasseziaceae
Exons: 1
Coding region: 1-3549 (1182 amino acids)
Biological process (GO): TORC2 signaling
Cellular component (GO): TORC2 complex
Source: RefSeq, a predicted model, not a curated record
AUGUCUAACAUUCAGUUUGCCGACGUUUCUGCGCGGCUGAAGCUUGAAUCGCGCAUCCGUGAUGGUGCGCGCAACAUGCUGCAGAUUCUCGAUGCAAGCACAUCGAAUGAUGCUUUGCGUGGCCAGGUCGAGCGGGAGCUGGCAGUCGCAGAAGAGCAGGUCCAAACACUCAAUACAAGACGCAAAGGGAUUGAAAAUACAUUGAAUAGUGCAGUGGCCUCGUCUUCAAGGUUCCGGCGUCCACGGGCGAUUCGCGCUGUACACGGCCUAGAGGACCUUAACACCCACGCGGUGAUACCAAGCCUCUCACCAGAUCCAUUUGCCUUGCCUGAGAGUCAGGCAUUCCGUCUACCGGCAUCGGUACUAUCAGGACCACCGUCCUCCGCUCCCUCUAUCACAUCGACAUCCGCUUACAUUGAUGAAAUCGCGUGCUCAGCAUGCACUGUCGAAGCUCUCACACGGAUCCUGCAAAAGCUCCUAUCAACAAGAAUAGAGGCAAUAAACUUACGCGAUCCAACGAGUUCCGCCAGCGUAGCCCAACCGAAGUCUCGUGACAGUCCCAUGGCAUCGGAUCAUGAACUAUGCCAUUUAUUUCUCUUCCUAUCGUCACUUUACCAGCAGCUACCAGAUCUGCGACUCGAGACAGAUACACAGUCUCUUACGCAGUGCGCACUGCUCGGGAUAUCACUCGGUGCCUUGUCGAUGGUCCGCGCUUAUGCGAUGCGUCUGCUUCGCUACGUCCUCAGUGCGCCGCUGUUGCCAGACUUAGCCACACAUACAAACGCACUUCCCCUGUUGCUUUGCCGAGCUUUGACACAAGAAGCAUCGUGCGUGUUCGAGCGCGAGCAGUCGCUCAAGCUUGUGCGUGCAUGCAUGCAUUAUACCCGCCUCGGCAGCCAGCAUGCACAUACUCUCCUAACGGUCGGUGUGGUACGAGUUCUUGCAGCAAUAGCUGUCGAACCGGAUGAUCCUUUGUGCAGUGCUAGCAUUGAAACCCUGGCCGAACUGGCGCUCUUAGACACGCCACUCGUCGCCCGUUCGUCUGCUAUGGCACCUCUGUGGCGUGCCGUGUGUGAAACGCCCGCGGACGUUGCUGUGCCUCUUGUCACCAGUAUGCUGAUACUGUUGGAUCGGCCCACGACUCGUCGGCACAUUAGCGCAGGGACCGACCUGGCGUCCGUGCUGGCUGGUUUCACGUCUGUGCCCAGCGCAGCUGAGUCGUCAAGUCAGCUCUCUACGACACAGCAGGUCGUUUCGCACCUUUUGCUGUCCUGGCAAGGCCUGUUUUAUUUGUGCAUGUGUGACAUGGGAGCAUUGCGGUCCCUGGUCGCAUCCUUGUAUGUCGAGGAUCAAACGAUCAGGAGGCAUGUGCUUGCGGCACUUCUACCACUUUUUCGCACUGUCGACGCGACUGUGUCGCAUAGUCCGAUGCUGCAUGUGCGUGUAUCGUACGUGGCAUUUGUGUUGAUGCUUCUUCUCGAUGCUGGACUUUGGGACGCUCUUCUCAUGAUAAUGCAGCACACACCUCGUCAUGACAACCUUGCAAGUGAGCUACUUGAUCGGAUCCUCACUUUUUCUCGAGACAUGAUGCCGCAGGAAGGCGCAUCGUUGCACGCAUGUGCUGCGCUUGUCCACCGAAUCUGUGUUCCAAAUGAGCAAAAGCCAGAGCUGAUGGUCGGGGCAUCUCAUGUGCUAGACGCAGUGGGCCGGAGUGAAGCAGUCCAUACCUUUUCGUCACGCGCAAAUCAGAAUCAAGCACAACCAACUUCCUCACACGAGGUAUCUCCCACAUACGCCCAAGGCAUGUACAUGACGCUUGAUGAUGCACACUUCCGGACUAUGCUACGUGACUCUAUGGUCAUUACAGCGCGAGAGCACACGCUGUGGAAUCAGACUGUCAUUCUCGAGCUGUUGGACCAUGCGCUUUGGGAUCCCAAACGUUUCGACGAGGCGCUUAACGGCUUCAAGUUUAUUCGUCGGCUCCUUGCCUUCUUUCGCCCCGCACACAUGCGGUAUGCGUCGAUGAAAAAGCACGAUGUGGCGCAUCGCUGGACCGCCGUUGGCGUAAGCCUGUGCCGUGUCCUGCUGUAUCACGCAGAUGGUGUGCGCGUGCUUGUUGAAGAGCAUCUUCUUUCCGACUUGCGCGACAGUUUCGAGCAGCUGGGUCAACGCGCUUCCGAGACCCUCUUCUCCCUGCAUCAUCUGCAGCAUAACAUCGUGACUGGCUACUUCGAAAUGCUUCAGGUCCUAUCUGCCAGUGCGGUAGGGCUAGAACUGCUGACUCAUGCACGACUCUUUACGCCGCUGAUGUGCCUGUGUGAAAAUGAGGACGAUGCAUCCGUGCAGGUUGUGUGCUCAUUGCUCGCUGUGCUCGAUGUCUCUGCACAUGCGCUGCCGCGUGUGUUUUUGGAACGUGCUCUCUCCGAUGGCCCAGAUCGCGUUCGCGAAGCGGCCACCAAACGCGUGGGCCAUGUGCUCUGUCUGGAUGAUGAGCCGCAACCCUGGGCCAUGUCGCUCCUUCUUACGCAGCUUUACGAUCCGUCGGCGUCUGUCCGCACUGCUGCGACGAAUGAGAUGGAGCGAGCCUGUGCUCACCCAGCCAUGGCACAGUGUGCAAUGCAGCAAGGUCCUCCUGUUGAUCUGUUGGCGACGCACACAACGAUAGCUCUUUUGGGUCUCGCAGACUCGCGCGGAUUCCAGCUCAUGCACCGCGCUGGCUUAUUGAGUCCACUUGCCCAGGCUUGGUAUGCUCGCGACCAUAUAGCCUAUGUGGCACAAGCCGAACGGGUCAUGGCUCUAGACUCGGCCACACCGUUCUUGCCGCCGCAUCUGUACGGCCAACUUGCCAAGACGCCUGCUGGGUGUGUCUACCUAGCGGAGCUGCAUGUCUUGCCGGAGUGGUCGACUGUAUUGGCAGGACAUGCACUUGAGUCGUUCGACAGUGCCAUGUUGGAAAAAGUCAAGGCAGCAUUGUGGGCCUGCGGGCAUGUGGGAGCGUCGGAUCUCGGCAUGAGCAUGCUGCAAUUGCAUGAUCUGGUGGACCUCGUAUUUCAGACCGCCAAGUCGCCGGUCGUUUCGAUUCGCGGUACUUUCUUUUUUGUGUGUGGUCUCUGGGCUCACUCUGAGCGGGGACGCUGUGUAUUGACAGAUCGUGGCUGGGACAUGUCUGCGACUGCACAUGUGUGUAUUCCGCGUGACUUUCGGGCGUUCGUCUAUUUGCCUGGCUCUGGCACGACAGGUGUGAAUCAAGGGCUCUCGUCACGUCUCACUCCUCCCAAAGACGAGCAGGAAGCAUACGCUACUGGCCUCUUAGCGAAUUUGGGGAAUGGCGUCGUCGCUGGAAGUGCGAGACGCGCGCUGCUCCGCCACCGGCAGCAACACCCACGUGUGUAUCGACAGGUCUCGUUGCUGGGCUGUGCGCUUCAUAUGAUGGACCACUUUGCGUUUCGACUCGCGGCGCGCCGAAGUAUAUGGGCGAUUCUAGUCGAGUGCCCUUUAAACUCCAGACACGAUCCGCGCGCUUCAGCAAUGGGCGCUCAAUGCAUCUGA